AUGCUGCCCGGAAUCGAUUCUUACGCGUCUGAUUCAUCAUAUACCAGUGAACCAGCUCCCUCCACAGCUGGCCAUCCUACUGCAGACACUGAGUCCUCCGAGCCGUCACCACCACCGAUGCCUCUGCCCCCUCACAACCAACGCUUCCCAGACCCCGAAUCUGCGAUCAAUGCUAUCAAUGAGCUUGCGCAGCCAGCUGGAUAUGCCGUUAUCAAGGGACGCUCCAAGAAGACAAAAUCCGGGAUGCUAAAGAAGGUUGUUUUGUUCUGCGAUCGCCAUGGUGAAUACAAGCCAGCCUUAUCUGAUACCUCACGCAAGCGAAAGACUACCUCAUAUGCCAGUGGAUGCAAGUUCCAGGCUACCCUACGUCGUCAGCUAUUAGAUACCGAUACCAAUGCCAAUACUAAUGGCUGGAUCCUUACCGUGGAGAAUAUAGAGCAUAAUGGGCACGAGCCCUCAGAUGCAUCUACUCACCAAGUUCAUCGAAAACGUGAGAUGGCGCAACAGAUGGACGCUAUCAGAUCACAGCUUGAUGUUCAGAUACCUACACGCCACAUAAUGACUGCAACUCAGGCAAGGAAGCCAGACUCAUGUCUAAUAGACUGA
Molecule: messenger RNA, 606 nt
Organism: Penicillium argentinense
Lineage: Eukaryota; Fungi; Ascomycota; Eurotiomycetes; Eurotiales; Aspergillaceae
Exons: 1
Coding region: 1-606 (201 amino acids)
Source: RefSeq, a predicted model, not a curated record